AUGUCUUGGCAAGAGAUUGCAAAAGAUAAGAAAGAUCGGAUCGACGCCAGUAUUCCUCCGGAAUGGCGUUUGAAAUCCCAGCCUACCGAGGAUAAUGUGAUGGAGUAUACUAAUAUUGGUGAUGUGAUGUCUACUGACGAGAUUUCCAUCACAAACUCAUCAGCUACUGAUCUUGUAGCCAAGAUGGCAAAGGGUGAAUUGACUUCCGUUGAAGUAACAACGGCAUUUUGUAAAAGAGCUGCUCUAGCCCAUCAACUUCUAAACUGUGCUCUCGAAUUCUUUCCUGAGAUGGCUCUUGCACGUGCUAAGGAAUUGGAUGAGCACUAUAAGAAAACGGGAAAAACAAUUGGUCCACUUCAUGGUCUACCAAUCUCUUUGAAGGAUCAAUUCAGAAUUAAGGGUCUGGAGACAUCCAUGGGAUAUGUCUCAUGGCUUGGCAAAUACGAAGAUGACAACUCAAUCCUCGUGAAGCUUUUACUCAAAGCCGGGGCCGUCUUUUACAUGAAAACCAGUGUGCCCCAAAGUUUGAUGUGCUGUGAAACGAUCAAUAAUAUUAUCGGGAGAACAGUGAAUCCUUAUAAUAAAAAUUGGUCGUGCGGUGGUUCAUCAGGUGGUGAAGGUGCAAACAUUGCUUUCCGAGGUGGAAUCAUUGGUGUUGGGACUGAUAUCGGUGGCUCUAUUCGUGUACCAGCGGCAUUCAAUUUCUUGUAUGGCUUACGUCCAAGUCAUGGCCGUCUUCCUUAUGAUAUGCGAUUGUUUGUGGAAUCCGUUCUAGCGGAAGAACCUUGGAAAUUUGAUGCUAAAGUUGUUCCUAUGCCAUGGAGGCAAUCAGAAGCCAAUGUUAUAAAGUCUAGAAUUUCGGAUGGUGGCUUGACGAUUGGAUACUAUGAUUUUGAUGGUAAAGUGCUACCUCAUCCUCCAAUUCUUCGUGGAAUCAAAAAAGUAGUCGAUACUCUGAAACAAAAUGGGCAUCAAGUCUUCGAAUGGAAGCCCUACAAGCAUGACCAUGCUCAAGAUCUCCUCAACAAAAUAUACAGUUCAGAUGCUGGAAAGGAUAUUCGCACCGACCUUUCCGCAUCCGGCGAGCCUCCUAUCCCCAACAUAGCCGACAUUGCAAACACAACCGACGCCCCUCUCUCCCUCAACGAACUCUGGGACAUCAAUCUCCAAAGAUGGGCAUACCAAUGCGAAUACCUCGAGCAAUUUCGACUCAUGGAAGAAAAACUCGGUAGGGAAAUCGAUGCGAUUGUUGCGCCUGUAGCGGCGACGGCGGCGAUUCGUCAUGAUCGGUUUGUGUAUUAUGGGUAUACGAAUGUGAUCAAUUUGUUGGAUUUCACGAGUGUGGUGGUGCCAGUGUUGUUUGCGGACAAGGAGGUGGAUGGGAGGAAGGAGGGGUAUGAGGGGUUGAGUGAGGUGGAUGGAGUGGUGCAGGGUGAAUAUGAUCCGGAAGCAUAUCACGGAGCACCAGUUGCUGUGCAGAUUAUUGGGAGGAAAUUGACUGAAGAGAGAAUCAUUGAAAUUGCAGAGGAGAUUGGGAGAUUGUUGGGGAAUAAAAUUGUAUCUUGA
Botrytis sinoallii is the source of this 1566-nucleotide messenger RNA. RefSeq lists its product as uncharacterized. The transcript has 7 exons. The record is from RefSeq and is a predicted model, not a curated record. Lineage: Eukaryota; Fungi; Ascomycota; Leotiomycetes; Helotiales; Sclerotiniaceae. The coding region runs from base 1 to 1566 and encodes 521 amino acids.